AUGGACACGCGCUUUCACUUCAAGUACCAGAGUCGACAGCCGCGACUCCGCGUCGAGUCGAAUCCCGCUGUGAACUACUAUCCCGAUAGUAAGCAGAUGAGCACCGUGUGCAGGGACAAGUCCACCAUUAUAGGCACGGAUAGAGUGACAAAUUACCUGAAGGAACACAUCUACCAGAAGCCACACGGCAGGAGGAUCCUGUACAAUCAGCUUCGAGCAAAUGACACUCUGCAUACGAUGCUGAUGUUCUGCCACAUGCCCACAGUUAUUCCGGUGAGAGCAUUCCUCGAUUGCAUGAUAAUGCGACACAUGAUGAUGGAGUCCAUGGUGCCCAAAUAUCCCUACCAUCAGAAGCAAUCAAAGCUGUAG
Molecule: messenger RNA, 369 nt
Organism: Drosophila subobscura
Lineage: Eukaryota; Metazoa; Arthropoda; Insecta; Diptera; Drosophilidae
Exons: 1
Coding region: 1-369 (122 amino acids)
Source: RefSeq, a predicted model, not a curated record